Messenger RNA from Recurvomyces mirabilis, 2070 nucleotides. RefSeq names its product tRNA pseudouridine synthase 1. The transcript is spliced from 2 exons. The record is from RefSeq and is a predicted model, not a curated record. Gene Ontology annotation, cellular component: nucleus. The coding region runs from base 1 to 2070 and encodes 689 amino acids. Lineage: Eukaryota; Fungi; Ascomycota; Dothideomycetes; Mycosphaerellales; Teratosphaeriaceae. Gene Ontology annotation, molecular function: pseudouridine synthase activity; RNA binding. Gene Ontology annotation, biological process: tRNA pseudouridine synthesis; mRNA pseudouridine synthesis.
AUGGAGCACUCUCAAGCAAACCUGGAAGACGCCGGCAAGGUGGUCGACGCUGCCACCAAGCCAGACGACAACAACGAAAAGGUGGACUACAACGACGAACGCAGCCAACACAACGACAAGCGCUCCCAAAAACGAAAGGCCAACGGACAGCAAUACGGAUCUCGAGGCGGGCGUAAUGACGGUAAGCGCCAUAAGAAGGGAGAUAUGGGACGUGGAGAAUACUUUCGCGAUGGACCAGACAAGCGCACCAAAAGCGGCGAGUCACGUGAGAAGCGGGAAGGACAGGACGCAGGCAGAUAUGGAGUGCAAUAUAGCAAAGAAGAAAUCGAAGCCGAAGAGAGGAAGCCGAAGAGGAAAGUCGCCGUGUUGAUUGGGUAUGCCGGGACGGGCUAUAAGGGCAUGCAGAUCACACCUACAGAAAAGACGAUCGAGGGCGAUUUAUUCCAGGCUUUCAUCAAGGCCGGUGCGAUCAGUAAAGCGAAUGCGGACGAUCCCAAGAAAGCGGGAUUGGUGCGGUGUGCGAGGACGGACAAGGGGGUCCAUGCGGCGGGGAAUAUGAUCAGUCUGAAGCUGAUAGUGGAGGACGAGGAUAUCGUGGAGAAGAUUAACGCCGAGCUUACGCCUCAGAUCCGAGUCUGGGGCAUCGAGAGGACGAUUGGUUCGUUUUCGUGCUAUCAGGCCUGUGAUAGUAGGUGGUAUGAGUACCUUAUCCCUACUCAUGCUUUUUUGCCACCGCAUCCGAGUUCGUGGUUGGCGAAGAAGUUGGAGGAGUUGGCUGAUUUGGCUGGGGAUCGGGAGGGGUAUGAGGGGAGGCAGGAGGAGGUCAAGGGGUUUUGGGAGAGGAUCGAUGAGGGGGAGAUCCAGGCGGUGUUGGCGGAGAUUGACGAGGAUUUGAGGUGGGAUGUUGUGGCUGCUUUGCAGGGGGAGGAAGAGGCUGGAGCGAAGGCAGCGAGGGCUGAUGCGGAUGUUGAUGUGUUGGUUAAGUUUGGCAAGAGUGUUGGUGGGAGGAAGAACAAGGGGCAGGAGGAGGAUGAGGGUGGGGCUAUGAGUGAGGAUGAGGAGCAGACGGUCGAGGCUGCUAUUGUUAUCAAUGAGCCUGCAGCGGCAGGAGCCGAGAGGAAGGUCGCCGAGGAAACGGAAAGCGUCACCGCCACCGCACCAUCGGAAGACACCGCAUCUGUAGUCAACAGCAUGGUCGACUCCGCCAUCUCCCUCCCCGACAUCAUACCCGCCACGGACACAUCCACUACUCACCCACCCGCAACAAGCAAAGACCAAGACCGCCUGCUCCGCCUCAAAGCAGCAACCAAAAGCCUCCGCGCCGCCUACCUCCGAGCCAAACGCCGCUACCGCAUCCCCUCGACCCGUGUCGUCCGCAUCCAAGAGGCCCUAGACCGCUACGUCGGAACGAACAAUUUCCACAACUUCACCAUCCAGAAAAGCUAUCGAGAUCCGAGCGCGAAACGUCAUAUCAAGAGUUUCAAAGUGAAUCCCACCCCGAUUUUGAUCGGCGAGGGCGCGGACGAGGAGAAGUCGGAAUGGUUGAGUUUAAAAGUCCAUGGACAGAGUUUCAUGAUGCACCAGAUUCGGAAGAUGGUCGGGAUGGUUGCUUUGCUCGUCCGCUGCGGCUCGAAUCUCGAUACUUUGACCGAGGCGAUGGGGGCGGAGAAAUUCUCUAUCCCCAAGGUUCCGGGGCUGGGUUUACUGUUGGAGCGGCCGGUGUUUGAUAGUUAUAACACUCUGCAUGCUCCGAAGCAUGGCCGCGAAGCGCUGAUGUUCAGUAAAUUCGAGACGGAAUUGGAGGCUUUCAAGGCGAGGGAGAUUUAUCAGAGGAUCUUCCGCGAGGAGGAGGAGAGGAAUGAGUUUGGGCGGUUUUUUAAUCAUGUGGAUAAUUUUAAGGAGGGGUAUUUUUUGUUUGUUGGUAGUAUGGGGGUUAAGGCUUGUGGGAUGGAUUUGGGGAGGGGGAAGGAGGGUGGAGUUGGUGGUGAGAAGGUAGGGGUGGAGGACGUGGACGCUGGAGCCAUUGCUGGUGAUGGUGGGGUGGCUGAGGUGGGGCAGGCGGAGAAGUGA